UCUCUCUCCUUCAGAGGAGGAGGCGGAGGGGACGGCAGCCCCUCUCCAAAGUUUGGAGCUGGAUGCGGGCGACGCGGGGAGGCGAGGCGAGGGAAAGUCCGCCGCCAACUUGUCCCGCUUGGCCUUCCUUCCUCCUUCCUUUCUGCCCAUUACAGAGACGGACCUUGGUCUCUCUCUCCGCGGUGGCGGCUGGACCCUCCUUCCUCCUCUUUCCUCCUCCUCGUCGCACUUGAUUCCUCCUGCCUUUCUUCUUCCUCCUCCUCCUUCCUGCUCGCACUAUGGAGUUUACUGAGAGGAAAAGAAGCAGGAAAUCCCAAAGCUUUAAACUGAUAAAUCAAGACUAUCAUCAUGAGCAAUACAAGAUUUCUGACUACAGUAAUGAUGUUAAUGGGGAGGCCAAAGAAGUGCAACCGUUUUAUUUAGGAGAUGAAAGCCGGGAAAUUAAAAAACAAAUUACAGGGAUGAGAAGAUUACUGAAUGACAGCACUGGAAGAAUAUAUCAGCGCGUUGGCAAAGAAGGAGAAAAACUGAAGGAAGAACCUCAGGAUUUAGAUUUGGCCUGGGCUCAACGUCUAAACUCUCCUGUAGAAACUCAGGCAAACCCCCAUUCGUCUCAGAGUGGCACUUGGAAUGACUUAUCUCCACAGACUAGCCACUAUUCAGGGCAAUAUGGAACUCGUUCCAAGACCUUCCAAAACCAAGCUAAAACCGUAGGCUCAAAUGGAGAAAUUCCAGCAACUAAUUCCUCCCCUGGCUCAAAUUGUUGUACUUGUAAUUGCCAGCCAGCAUUGGAAGCCAUUCUUCAAGAGCUUAAGACCAUGAGAAAAAUAAUGCAGAUUCAAGCAGCAGCUGCUCAAAACAGACAGCAGCCUUUAGUCCCCCUGGUUAGUGCACAGAAAUCAGCCCUGGCAAGAAAGAGAAAUAAAAAGAAAAAAUUCCUCCCAAAGACUAUUGAACCACUUGCUGUGAAUAAGAAGCCCAACACUGUAGAGCAUGAAAGCAAGCUAUCAGCAAAUUCUGAAAGGUCAAGUGGGGAAACAGCUGAAUCCUCUUUGAAAUUGGAGCCACAAGUUUCAGGAUUUGGCAUUGUCCUUGAAUCUUCCUCUUCAGAUCCAGAAGUGCAACUUGCAGAAGGCUUUGAUGUCUUUAUGGCUAAAUCACAACUGGACUCUAUAUUAGCAAAUUAUACUCGCUCAGGAAGCCUGCUCUUUAGAAAACUCGUGUGUGCAUUUUUUGACGACAAGACCUUGGCCAACUCCUUACCCAAUGGCAAGAGGAAAAGAGGCUUGAAUGACAACCGAAAAGGACUAGACCAAAAUAUCGUGGGUGCAAUAAAAGUGUUCACAGAAAAAUACUGCACGGCAAACCAUGUGGAUAAAUUGCCUGGCCCAAGAGACUGGGUUCAAAUUCUACAAGAUCAAAUCAAACUGGCAAGAAGACGGUUAAAAAGAGGUUCAGCAGAGGCAAAUGACUGUGAUGAGAAACUGGACAUUUCUCUACUCCAAACAGGUAACCUUUUUGAAGCCACACAUUCUGCACCAGUAUUUCAUUAACGGAUUUGGACAUCUACAUUGGAGCAGGAUACCAGCAACAUUUCCAGACUACUUCAAUAUUUGUGUUCUGUUGUAUCAUGGCCUCUUGCAUUUUCUUCAUGCUUUUGUAACAUGGGAUAAUGUAGCCACUAAAUUACUUGUUUCCUUUUUUAAAAAUCAAAAUAGGCUUCUUGAGCAGCAAGGAUUAUAGUGCAGUUUGUCUGGUUAUCACAAUAAUAGAACAAAAUUUGCCUUUAUGAUUGCAUUUUCAUACAUAAAUAUAUGCAUGCUGGCUAUUCCAUUUCAGUUAAGUGGAGAAAAAUAAACACAGCUAGAGGCCUCUUUCCUUUCAGGAGGGAGCUCUGAAAGGCCCCAUUAUAUAUUGGUUUCUUUUGUAAAAAUCACAGGAUGAAAAUAAUCUAAGUAGUUUCAUCAAUCAUGAAUUUUUAUCUGUUCUGAAGACCCUCUCUCUAUUUCAUAUUAUAUUGUUGUUAUUAUUGGGUAAAAAUGAUAAAUUGUCUAAAUUUAUAUCUAAAAAUGAGAAAGAGUAUCAAUGUAUUUGACUGUAAGAAUCCCAUUCAUUGAUACCGAUAUAUUGCCUGGUGUUUUGUCCAGAACUGGUCCUGUUAAAUGUGAUACAAAUUGUUUUUGAGAGUGCUCAGAUGAUGUUUUGCAGACUCUUUACCUCUCCCCUAGCCUUUGAGUCUGGCAGUACUGUCUUGUAGUUCCAAAAAAAGAUUUCAAGAAUUUUUGCUGCCUGUAGUCUUUAUUCCCUUUUUAUAUACGCAGCUUUUUGGUAAUGUUUCCAUGAGAUUUAGGGAAUAUACAGUUCCAUUUUGUGUGGUGGUGAUUGGUUUUCAUACCUUCUCAUGCCUACCUUCUUGCCUCAUGCCAAAUGGGUUGGUGAAUAGUCCACAGAGAAAAUAAUAUAUUUGAUAAGAAAAUGCAUGUGAAUGUGUGUCUUGUACAGGGUAAGGCAGCAUAACUUCCUUUUUUAAAAUGCGUGCCAUUCAGUUGGUUGAAGACAUAGCAGAACACUAGUGGUCUAGUAUGAGAGGCGGGAGUAUAAAACUUUGUUCUGACACAGUUCAGUCGCCAUCAUGCGUUGGAACAGUGAGGAGCGUGCUUUUGCUGUUAAGGCCUCCUUUGCGAGCGGAUUUGGAGUGACCAGCCCACUCUCCAGAUU
This is a messenger RNA of Anolis sagrei ordinatus, 2718 nucleotides long. RefSeq names its product BEN domain containing 7 (gene BEND7). The record is from RefSeq and is a predicted model, not a curated record. Gene Ontology annotation, molecular function: DNA binding. Lineage: Eukaryota; Metazoa; Chordata; Lepidosauria; Squamata; Anolidae.